Copidosoma floridanum is the source of this 2012-nucleotide messenger RNA. It is a transcript of the gene Vps45, whose product is annotated as vacuolar protein sorting 45. Lineage: Eukaryota; Metazoa; Arthropoda; Insecta; Hymenoptera; Encyrtidae. Gene Ontology annotation, biological process: vesicle-mediated transport. The record is from RefSeq and is a predicted model, not a curated record.
CUAUGGUUAUUGGUUAUUAGUGGUACAUAUAGUCCAUACUUAUAUUAUUAUUUUUUUAUUGCGACUUUGUGAGCCACGAUGACAGAGCCUAAGAGAAUUCUGCAGUUGACAUGUACUUGACUUUUCUGUCAUGAUUGUUAGAUAGUGUGCUUUUUGCAUCCAUUCAAUUUAUCGAAAAUUGAUGGCAAAGUCAGUGCCAUUAACAAUUAAACAAAAUGAACGUCAUUACCGCAAUAAAAUAUUAUAUCGAGAAGAUGACGGAGGAGAGUGGUCCAGGCAUGAAAGUCCUUUUGAUGGAUAAACAAACGACCAGCAUUAUUAGUUUAGUCUACAGUCAAUCAGAAAUAUUAAUGAAAGAAGUGUAUUUAUUUGACCGAAUAGAUGCUGCGGUGCGCAGUGAAGGUUUAAAACACUUGAAGUGCAUUGUUUUUGUCAGGCCCACUGAAGAAAAUGUUCAACUUUUGUGUAACGAACUUAGAUAUCCAAAAUAUGGGGUUUACUAUAUCUAUUUCAGUAACAUUAUACCAAAAACAGAUAUUAAAUCAUUAGCUGAGAAUGAUGAACAAGAAGUUGUUCGUGAAGUUCAUGAAUUCUAUGCUGAUUACUUGGCAAUCAGUCCGCAUUUAUUUUCACUUGGUAUUAACACAUGCUCCAAGGGACUCCAUUGGGAACCUGCGAGUUUACAAAGAACUGUGCAAGGAAUAACAGCUGUUUUAUUGUCACUGAAAAAAUGCCCUCUUAUUCGUUACCAAAACAAUUCUGACAUGAGCAAGCAUUUGGCUGAAAAAAUUCGUUACGUUUUGACGAAAGAAUCUAACUCUUUCGAAUUUAGACAAGAAUCAAAUCCAAUUUUACUAAUACUGGAUAGACGAGACGACCCAGUCACUCCUCUAUUGAACCAAUGGACUUAUCAGGCAAUGGUUCAUGAAUUAAUGACAAUUAAUAAUAAUAGAGUGGACUUAUCUCAGGUCAAAGGUAUAUCCAAGGAGUUAAAGGAAGUUGUGCUUAGUGCACAACAUGAUGAAUUUUAUGCCAAUAAUUUGUAUCUUAACUUUGGAGAAAUCGGUCAAGUUAUUAAAGAUUUGAUGGAAGAGUUCCAAAAGAAAGCCAAGAAACAUCAAAAAGUAGAAAGCAUUGCUGAUAUGAAGAACUUUGUUGAGACUUACCCUCUUUUUAAGAAAAUGUCUGGCACAGUGGCAAAACAUGUGACAGUUGUGGGUGAACUUUCUAAUCUUGUUGGAAAUCAUGCUCUGUUAGAAGUGUCUGAACUAGAACAAGAACUUUGUUGUCAAAGCGAACAUUCUAGCCAACUACAAAAAAUUAAGAAACUUAUUAAUGACAGUCGAGUUCGUGACAUUGAUGCAACUCGUUUAGUUAUGUUGUAUGCUCUACAUUAUGCUAAGCACACUAACAAUGACAUUGCUGGGCUAUGUUCAAUGCUAAAGAAAAGAAAUGUUUCCGACAAAUAUACAAAGCUUGCUCAUAGUAUUUUGGAUUACAGUGAUAUCUCCACGAAACAAAUAAAUUUAUUUGAUCGUGAAGCUGUGGCAAAGAUGACAAAAAAAUUGUUUAAAGGGCUGAAUGGCAUUGACAAUAUUUACACUCAACAUACACCCUUGCUGUCAGAAACUGUAGAAGAUCUUGUCAAAGGGAAAUUGAACCUUCAAACUUUCCCAUACCUUGGGAACACAGUAUUGACUAAAAAGCCUCAAGAUAUCAUAGUUUUUAUGAUAGGUGGUGCGACUUAUGAAGAAAGUCUAGCGGUUUAUAAUUUAAACAAACAAAAUCCUGGAACUAGAAUAAUUUUGGGUGGCACGACUGUCCAUAACUUUGAAAGCUUUUGUGAAGAAAUUCAAUCUGCAAUGGUCGGCGUUGUAUCAAGGUAUAGGUCCAGAAGUGUUAGAGAACGAAUUGAACGCGAUCGAGAUUAAAUAAAAAAUUAUUUAUUGCUUUUCGUGUAUAUCUUCUAAGGAAGAAUUGUUUUAACACUGUGCAAUCAUUAAAAUCACAUA